Messenger RNA from Haliotis rubra (blacklip abalone), 3533 nucleotides. Its product is annotated as protein FAM91A1-like. The record is from RefSeq and is a predicted model, not a curated record. NCBI's taxonomy places the organism in Eukaryota, Metazoa, Mollusca, Gastropoda, Lepetellida, Haliotidae.
GUUCAAUGUUGUGAGAGAAAAUUGCAUUGCUGUCUGCUGUGAUAAUUGUAGGUGUUUCCGCAACAAUGAUGGGCGUUUGAUAGCCGCUAACACCUAUUUUGUGCACAAUAUGAUCAGUUUAUGUUAACGUAAACAUGAACGCUGACGUUGAAACCCAUAUUCGCCAAAAUCACACAUGGCAAAAACUUCCAGCCAACAUCAAACAGAGUUUUGGGAAUUCUCAAAGAGAGUAUGACAAGGCAGUUGUGAAUUUUAGUGUUAAAAAUCAGCUUCGAUACAAAGGAAGUCUUGUGCGGCAUAUACGAAAGGAUGAGCGUCGUUACUACGAGGACCUCCUGCAGUACAGCCGGGAUCACUUAAUGUUGUACCCCUACCACCUGUCUGAUGUAGUGGUGAAAGGACUGAGGAUUUCCCCAUUCAUCUACUACACCAAUAUGAUGCAGGAUAUCAUGACACAGGAGAAGAGUUACGACUCCCUCCCUAACUUCACUGCCGCAGACUGCCUGAGACUUCUAGGUAUUGGCCGCAACCAGUACAUUGAUCUCAUGAACCAGUGUAGGUCAUCAAAGAAAUUCUUCCGUAAGAAACCAGUUCGAGAGUUGUUACCUGUCCAGCCAGUGGAGACAGCGAGUAUUGAAUCUUGGUGGAUUGUGAACACAGGCUACAUCACAGAAGAUGACAUCAAGAUGUGUGCUCAACCAGAGAAGACUGUGAUAGACUCCAUCAUUGACAGCGGUCCACAGACAGCAGGGGACCAGGAUAAAGAUGUUGUACAUAGUUUGUAUAGGAAGGGGCUGGUGUAUCUAGAUGUUCCUAUGGCAGAUGAGGAUUGUAUCAUAGUGCCUCCUCUGGAAGGGUUUGUGAUGAAUCGAGUUCUAGGGGACUACUUUGAAACGUUGUUGUACAAGAUCUUUGUGUCUAUAGAUGAACACACUACUGUUUCUGAGCUGGCCAGUGUUCUACAGAUAGAUCUCCAACUAGUAAAGAAUGCCGUGUCUAUGUACUGUAGACUAGGGUUUGCUAAGAAGAAAACAAUUGACCUCAACCCGUACGAAGUACACCCUUCCUGGACACAACAAGCUCCCAAGACAGCUAAGACCCCAGUUAUGCAGAAAUCUAGUCAGGAUUUGUUGAUUGACCUGAGCAAUGCAAUGGACGUUGAUCUGACAGUCAGUGAUCACUUCGAGUCCGAUAACCUCAACUCCAACUCCAAUGCAGAUGCAUCCUCCAUUGAAAGUGCAAUAGAACAGAGUAACCAAACAUCGGGACAGAACAAGAGGAUAGCCUUCCUGUUCGACUCCACCCUCACAGCAUUCCUGAUGAUGGGAAACCUGUCUCCGGGUCUGAAGAGCCAUGCUGUCACCAUGUUUGAAGUUGGGAAACUCAGUGAUGAGUCCAUGGAUAGCUUUCUCUCCGAGCUGGAAAAGGUCGGCUCCGAUGCUGAAGGUGAAGCAAGACGGUACUUCGAUCAUGCCCUGACAUUACGUGACACGAUCCACUUCCUGCGUCACAACAAGAUCCUGUGUGAGGACACAGACAGUGUGAACGGUCAGGGCAUUGACCUGCUGAGAUGUGAGAGUCUUCUCAGUCUGGAGCCAGCCACCAGGGCCAGGGUGCUCAACAAAAACUACAGUCUACUGGUGUCUAUGGCUCCGCUGAGUAACGAGAUCCGCCCAGUCAGCAGCUGUGUGCCACAGCAUAUAGGACCAGCCAUUCCAGAGGUGAGCUCGGUGUGGUUCAAGCUGUACCUGUACCACCAGACUGGCUGUGGCCCCCCCUCUCUGCUACUUGUGAAGGGCACGAAACUCCGUAAACUACCUGCAGUGUUCCAGAGAUAUGAGCGUCUACUGGUGACGACAUGGGGACAUGAUCCGGGCAUCAUCGCCACCUCCAAUAUUCUCCUCACUCUCAAUGAUGCUCUCACACAUUCAGCAGUCUUUGUACAGGGUCAUGGCUACAUGAAUGAUGGAGAAACCUUGCAGAUACCUUUCCCUCUCAAGAAAGAUGAACCAGGUUCACUCAGCAAAGCCCACCACAGCUGUCACCGUGUGGUCCAAGCUCUCUCCUCCAGCAUCGACCUGGUGCACACCUGUGGCUUCAUCACUCUCAUCAGGCCCGGCAAAACAUGCAGCAAAUACAAUGACCACUUCGCUUCUCCAAUAAACAAGUCAUGCUCCUUGACCUCGAUUGGUGAAAACAUGGAGAAACCAACCAAUGGAAUCAAAGACGACUUAUCGGCACAAGUAUUAGCAUCCGAGAUUGAUGCUUUGGACAGUGUGGAGAGUUCUCCAUCAAAGCCCUCGAAGGAUAAAUUGACUCUGCAUCUAACGGACAUGAGUGAGGACGGAGUGGGCAGCCAGCCACCAGAGGGAGACUGGCUGCUGCUGGACUGUUCCUUUGGUAUACCGCUGUUUGAUACUAGUUUGAACAAAGACAUUUGUAAUAAAAUCUCUUCUUUGGGACUUUUCAAACAGGAAAGUCUCCAGGGUCUGCUGCAUUCCAGCCGUCUGCUGUCUCUCAGACUCCUGGACUUCAUCACUGAGUGGCAGAAUCCAUCUGUGAUAUCGGAAAUCGAGUCAUCAGGAGUCCCAGAGGACAAGGAGGAGCACUCUGCCAUCUACCCCACGCAGAACAUUCUCUUCUGUGACGGGCUGCUCUCCAGAUGGACCACGCUCUGAUCACAUGCAGUCCUAGACAGAAGUACCGCCCUAGACCAGUACAACACCAUCACCAGCGACCAGGGCCACUGUCAACUGUCUGAUCACAUGUGAUCCUAGACAGAAGUACCACACUAUAUUGCUACAACAUCACCAGCAACCAGGGCCACUGUCAAAUGUCUGAUCACAUGUGAUCCUAGACAGAAGUACCACUCUGUACCGGUACAACAUCAUCAGCGACCAGGGCCACUGUCAACUUGUCUCUGCUUCAGGUUGACCAUACUCUGCUCACCCGUGGUCCUUGACCGGAGUACCAUCAUACACAUGUACUAUAAUCAGUGAUGACCAGAGCCAUUGUCAACAAUCUCCCGGUGACGGGAGGGCAUAAUGUACAAAUAUUUCACACUGUGUUUGAGGGUAUCUUUAGUCUCCAUGUGUAAUGUGUGUUCUAUACAUCUCAUUAAGUACGAUUUCUGUCAGACAAACUCUGAUGUACCAAUGAAGUGAUCAUGGCCACUGUGAAUUUGAUUCAAAGGGUUUCAAUUCCCAACAGGUGGAGGUGAGAUGAGCUUGGUCUUUGUGUUUCGAAAAUUGCCCUUCACAUGUUGGGUAGAUAUCUGAAAAUUAAACAUCUGACCACAAAGACCAAAGAGUUUAAUAAACAAGUUUAUGCUUGUCACAUGGUGUGAAAAAUUGUUGUUGACAACAAUUGCGAAGUCCUACUAUUGGGACUGUAUACUGUCUGUAUCUAGGCAUCCUCAGGAUGUGUCUUAGGUGUGAUACAGUAGAAGACUGUUUGGAUGUCAUCUGAUGCCAUUUUGCCAGUCUGUAUUCAGACAUUGUAAAAGCAUUUAUAGUUAUAAAUCCUGCUCUAGA